GGCACAAGACAAGCCACAAAACAUUGCACAAAAUUCCAGAUUCCUUUGUUCUUUGGUUGCUCUAUAUAUUCCACAUAUUAGUUAGUAGUCAUAACCAAUUCUCACACAAACUCCUCUCUCUCUCUCUUUCUCUCUCUAAUAUUUGCCACUUAUCUUUCGUCCAUCCACUUACAAUGACAGCUUCGUCUGAAAACAGUAAAAGUUCUCUCUCUGGACUAGCUCCACUUGAGGCAGUACUAUUUGAUGUUGAUGGAACUCUAUGUGAUUCGGAUCCACUUCACCACCAAGCUUUUCGUGAAAUUCUUCUAGAGAUAGGUUAUAAUAGAGGAGUUCCUAUUGAUAAUGAUUUCUUUAUUAAGAAUAUUGCUGGUAAGCAUAAUGAUGACAUUGCCAGGGCAAUCUUCCCUGAUGAUUUCGAACGAGGUUUAAAGCUUACAGUAGACAAGGAGGUUGUGUUUCGCAGAUUGGCUUCAGAACAAUUGAAGCCUGUGGAUGGCCUUCACAAAGUGAAGAAAUGGAUUGAAGAUCGUGGCCUGAAACGUGCUGCUGUUACAAAUGCUCCAAGACCUAAUGCGGAACUCAUGAUCUCACUUCUUGGACUUUCAGAUUUUUUUGAAGUUCUCAUCCUUGGAGACGAAUGUGACCAUGCCAAGCCACACCCAGAACCCUACUUGAAGGCUCUGGAAGCACUGAAAGCAUCUAAAAAUCACACUUUUGUAUUUGAGGACUCAGUCUCUGGGAUAAAGGCCGGGGUAGCGGCCGGGAUGCCAGUUGUUGGUAUAACCACCAGAAACCCAGAACAGUUACUGAUGGAAGCAGAGCCAACCUUUACGAUAAAAGAUUUUGCUGAUCCAAAAUUGUGGGAGGCACUUGAUGAGCUUGAUAAGAAGGGAGGUAAUGCUGCUGCUACCAAUGAAGCUUGAAAACACCUUUUAGCUCAGUAAAAUGAUCAGAGAAAUUAUGUUUUGAAGUUUGAAUAACAAUAAUUUUUUAGGAGCCUUGUUGGUCCUCCUCUACCCCAUUAGCUAUUUAACUUGAGAAUCAUAACAUAUCAUUCUUAUUUAUGACAAUGUUUAUAGUAGCUUCAUAGCUACAUACAUAUAUUUCAAUAGAAAAUAUCAUUAUUAUCA
Messenger RNA from Humulus lupulus (European hop), 1130 nucleotides. Its product is annotated as haloacid dehalogenase-like hydrolase domain-containing protein Sgpp. The coding region runs from base 174 to 923 and encodes 249 amino acids. The record is from RefSeq and is a predicted model, not a curated record. NCBI's taxonomy places the organism in Eukaryota, Viridiplantae, Streptophyta, Magnoliopsida, Rosales, Cannabaceae. The transcript has 5 exons.